Messenger RNA from Orycteropus afer afer, 741 nucleotides. Its product is annotated as RAD52 motif-containing protein 1-like. The record is from RefSeq and is a predicted model, not a curated record. Gene Ontology annotation, molecular function: RNA binding. Gene Ontology annotation, cellular component: nucleolus. The transcript is spliced from 6 exons. The coding region runs from base 1 to 741 and encodes 246 amino acids. NCBI's taxonomy places the organism in Eukaryota, Metazoa, Chordata, Mammalia, Tubulidentata, Orycteropodidae.
AUGGCGGAGUUGAUCCCCUUUGUAGCUCCCACCGGCGGUGAUAAAACUUUGGUAGUGUGGGAGUUGAGCUCUGGGCCAACGGCCGAAGACUUACAUCAUUCUCUGUUCACUGUGUUCUCCAAGUUUGGCCUUCUGUAUUCAGUCCGCGUAUUCCCAAAUGCUACAGUGGCUCAGCCUGGCUUCUAUGCCAUCAUCAAGUUUUAUUCAGCAAGGGCUGCUCACAGAGCCCAAAAGGCAUGCGAGUGGAACCAACUUCUUCAGAAAUCUCCAAUGAAGGUUCAUCUCGGCACCAAUCAUAAAGCCAUUCAACAUCAGGCCCCUGCCCUAAAUGGCUCUCGAUGCCAAGAACUUGCAAAUUACUACUUCGGUUUUAAUGGAUGGUCAAAAAGAAUUAUUAAGCUUCAGGAUCUCUCUGACCUUGAAGAAAGUGAAAAUGAAGAUACAGCAGCAGCUCAGAUGCAAAGCCUGAAGUUCUUCUGUGCUCUAGAGGUGGUGUUGCCAGCCUAUGAGUGCAGGAGUCCUGGAGUUGGCAUGGCAGAGGAGCCUUUAAAUAAGCAGGAAGAAGGGCCAUUAUCAUUGCUUAUGAAAAGGAAGAUAACACAGAAGCUUGCCAUUCAGAGGGCUUUGUCAGAUGCAUUCCAGAAACUAUUGAUUGUGGUUUUAGAAAGUGGUAAAAUAGCUGUGGAGUACAGACCCGGUGAAGAGAUCAUAGAUGCCAGAACCGAAGAACUACAGGUUUAA